Molecule: messenger RNA, 597 nt
Organism: Trifolium pratense (red clover)
Lineage: Eukaryota; Viridiplantae; Streptophyta; Magnoliopsida; Fabales; Fabaceae
Product: 60S ribosomal protein L44
Exons: 4
Coding region: 145-462 (105 amino acids)
Biological process (GO): translation
Cellular component (GO): ribosome; cytosolic large ribosomal subunit
Molecular function (GO): structural constituent of ribosome
Source: RefSeq, a predicted model, not a curated record
CAUUAAAAAGCCCAAAUACCAACUGUUGCACACAAAACCCUAAUUCACAGUCAACAACUUCAUUCAUUCGUAUAAAACAGAAUCCGCUUCUUUCUUCAACCUUCGUUUGUCCAGCCACCCGAUCUCAAACUCCACUCCGCCACAAUGGUGAACGUUCCAAAGACAAAGAAAACAUACUGCAAAAGCAAGGAGUGCAAGAAGCACACCUUACACAAAGUUACCCAAUACAAAAAGGGUAAGGACAGUAUCGCUGCUCAGGGAAAACGUCGUUAUGAUCGCAAACAAUCUGGUUAUGGUGGACAGACCAAGCCUGUUUUUCACAAAAAGGCUAAAACUACUAAGAAAAUUGUGUUGAGGCUUCAGUGUCAAGGUUGCAAACAUGUUUCUCAACAUGCUAUUAAGAGGUGCAAGCACUUUGAGAUUGGUGGUGACAAGAAGGGAAAAGGAACAUCUCUGUUUUAGGUGGAAAAAGGAUUUUGCAGUUUCACUGUGUUUUUCUUCUGUACUAUCCAUCUUUGGUUUAUUAAUUUUGCAGAAAUACUUUGUGUUUGAAAUUUUUGUUCUGAUAUUUCUAAUGACUACUGGUUUAUUACUUUA